AAUGGUGUUUCACAGCCGAAAGUUAGAAAGGCGCCUUUUGUCAGGAUUUUACUUUCCGCUGAGGAGGAUCGCAGAAUGUAAUCGGGCUUAUCGGUUCAUCUAAACAGCAGAUUUCGUGCUGAAAAGGUGAAUUUUGUCGCUGGGUUCAGAGGAAGUGUAAUGCCACUGCUGAAUCCCCCUCGCCGGUGAGAAGAAAGAGAGAAAGAGAGAGAGAGGUGGAAGUGAAGGAAUAUCGAAAGGAGGGUGGUGGUUAAAGAGCAGGUCUCCUCGCGUGUGGCGUGAUAAGGGCGCUAGGUAUCAAUCUAUGUCAGAGUGAUCGCAAGAAGGGAGAAGAUUAAGAUGUGCAUAAGAUAUUAGCUUGGCGACAACGGGGCGAUCGACAAGGGAGCUGGAGGCUGGAGCGACAUUCAAAGCUUGCAAGAGGGAAUCAUCCCCGUGCGCAUGAUAGGCAUGGUUCGCGCAGCACCCGUAGCAACGUUGCACUUGUAGCUCCAAUCUUGGUCAAGAGCUUCCCGAGCUCACUUUCGUUUUUACAUUUCUUUUUAGAUCCUCACCCCGAGCUUUUUUUUUUUUUUUUUUUUUUUUUUUUCAAUUUUGUUUUUGUUUUGUUUUGUUUUGUCGCCAAGCAUCUCAUCCUGUGUGCGACGUUACAAACUUGCCCAUGUUGAGGAGUUUCUAGCUCCAUGUAAAAGACUUCUCCCGCAUUCGAUCUCGGCCUUUGCUUGAAUGCGAAGCGCUCCUUGUGCGCGAAGUUCGAAAAUUUCGCUCUGCAACUAAGACUACCGUCCACAGCCUUAUGCCAGCCGCUUUCGAGAUCGCUGCUCACUUUUAGCUUAACCUUAGCCGCAGGACAAUAUCGAUGACCGACAGGAGGUAAUUGGUGUGCAAGUGGGUGCUCGGAUUGCGGGGAUCUUGGGGCAAUGGCGGGGUCGGGGAUCGCUGCAUGGAAUUUUGUGACGCGUGUCGGCAGUCAGUUGGUGCUGGACGGGCACCCAUUCUACGCGAAUGGGUGGAACUCGUAUUGGCUGAUGGUUACUGCUUCAGAGGGCAGCACGCGGUCGAGUGUGGACACAAUUUUGCGCGACGGAGCGUCGCUGGGGCUCACGGUGUGCCGCACUUGGGCAUUCAACGAUGACACCUACCAAGCGCUGCAGAUGUCUCCCGGGAGAUACGACGAGAAAGUGUUUCAGGCGUUGGAUUAUGUGAUACAUCAAGCCAGAUGUAAUGGGGUGAGGUUGCUUCUGAGCUUCGUGAACAAUUGGAAGGACUAUGGUGGUAAACCCAAGUAUGUGGAAUGGGCUAGGGCGGCAGGAGAGAACACUACCUCGGAUGAUGCUUUCUUUAGAAAUUCCAAGUGCCGCCAGUUUUACAGAGACCAUGUCAAGGCUGUGCUAACAAGAGUGAACACCAUUAACCAAGUGGAAUAUCGCAACGAUCCGACCAUCUUUGGUUGGGAGCUUAUGAAUGAACCUCAAUGCCCAUCCGAUUCCUCAGGACAUGCUCUCAAGGCAUGGAUUGAAGAAAUGGCUGCGUAUGUAAAGAGUCUGGACAAUAACCACCUCCUGACAGUUGGCUCGGAGGGAUUCUACGCAUCCAACAGCGAAGGAUGGUCUAGCGCCAAUCCAAAUAGCUACGCUGGUACGAUAGGCACCGACUUCAUUCGAGACCAUCGGGUAACUGGCAUUGAUUUCGCCACGGUUCAUGCCUACCCAGAUUCUUGGCUAGGCACUGACAAUGUGGACGAAAAGCUCGAAUUUUUCAACCGCUGGGUGAGAGCCCACAUUGAGGAUGCAGAGAGGGUCCUUCGUAUGCCAGUGCUCUUUACCGAGUUUGGCCUCUCAGACAAGAAAUCCGGCUUCUGCGAGGAGAAGCGCGAUGCAUUCUACAGCAUAGUCUACGACCAAGUGUAUCAGAGUGCCCAGAACCAGGGGGCUGCAGCAGGAGCUCUUCAAUGGCAGCUUCUCCCCCCAGCGAUGUGCGAUUGGAAUGAUGGAUAUGGCUGUGAUCCUGGGUGCGGGUCAGGCAUCUGCAACCUGAUGGCAAAUCAGUCAGCAAGGCUUAAGUUUAUUUCUAGUACCCCUGGACACUGCCACAACGAGUCUGACAUGGAUUUACACGGUAUGUUCGGGCGGAGGAAUCAUGGAGAUAACUCGACGUCUUCACCCCACCGCCACUCCAUCUCCAACGUGAUCAAAAGUGGCUUACGUCAUAUCUUUAAGUAAUCACAGAUUGAUACCCAGUUUUACACUGAAAGGGAAGUUGAAAGUGGUUCUCACUUGGAACUUCAUUGCAAGUGAUCAUUAAUUUCUCUGCAUUUCUGAACUAGAAGUUCAGAAGUAAACUCUCUCUCUCUCUCUCUCUCUCUCUCUCUAUAUAUAUAUAUAUAUAUAUAUAUAUAUAUAUAUGAUAUAUAUAUGAUAUAUAUAUAUAUAUAUAUAUAUAUAUGAUAUAUAUAUGAUAUAAUAUAUAUAAUAUGAUGUAUGUGUUAUAUUAUAUAUAUAUUAUAUAUUUGUUUGGGGGAAAUCUAUGACGCGGUUGGGUUGAGGAAGGAAGAUUUCCAUUCAGUGCAGCCUGCUGCUGAAGAUAGGCGUAGUUGUAACUUGUGGGAUAUCAGUUGAGUGUAUUCAAGUAGUAGUUUCUGGAGUUAGUGUGCGUCCUUGUGCAACAAGGACGAGAUGAGAAUCGACCAAGUAUCAUAAUUUGUCCCUCUCCUCCCCCUGAGGGACAACGACAAAUAUUCUACUUCGGCCCCAUCGAAGUAGGACUUUUCAAGGCAGUGUGUUUUUAUGCCUGUUUUUAUGUUUUGAUUUUUUGGGGGUCUUCUGGAACUGUUAAUUAGAAGUGAGAAUAUUUACGACUGAUUAUUUUUAAUUUGUAAAUCUGUUAAUAAAUUCAUCAUAUUGACCAA
Physcomitrium patens is the source of this 2908-nucleotide messenger RNA. Its product is annotated as mannan endo-1,4-beta-mannosidase 7. The record is from RefSeq and is a predicted model, not a curated record. Lineage: Eukaryota; Viridiplantae; Streptophyta; Bryopsida; Funariales; Funariaceae. Gene Ontology annotation, molecular function: mannan endo-1,4-beta-mannosidase activity. Gene Ontology annotation, biological process: polysaccharide catabolic process.